ACUGAUAAAAAAGAAGGGGUAACCACAAGUAAUAAAGUUCCUUAUUUGGGUGAAAACUUAUCACUCUUUGGACUCCAAUCAGUCAGUAAAUUUAGUGACGCUGUUGCACAAGGUUUUGGUAAUGAGGAAUUCAUAAUAUUUAAACCGGCAAUUGUAAGCUUUCGGAAGUGGUGUGUGAAUAUUUCCUGAAGGAGGGAGUGUCCCUUUAAAAAAAUUUUCAAGUCGCAAAUGAAUUAAAACCUUUAAAGAAAAAUGUCGAAUAAAGGUGAUUAUCAAAACUCGGAUACAAAUGGAUUUCGGAAUGGAAAAGAUGAUAAAGUUCUUGAGGAGACAUACAUAAAUGAAGCUUUUGACGAUAAUGAAUGCUUAAUAGGUGGUGCAGGAUGCAGUGAGAAAGAGGAGAAAGAAGAAAAACCUGAAGAUGAAAUUCCACCUGUGACAUUUUUUUCAUUAUUUAAGUAUUCUUCUGCCUGUGAUAAAUUGCUGAUGAUCAUUGCCUGUAUCAUAGCCAUAGCGUCUGGUUGCGCAACGCCAGGAAUUAUGACUAUAUUUGGAAAAGUCAUCCAGAAAAUGAUCACCUACGACAUGACUGUUAACAAUAUUUCAACUUCCAAUAUGACUAAAGAAGAUUUUCUAGAAAGUGCAACAAUGCUGUGUAUUUAUAAUGCAGCUUUUGGGGGAGUAAUGUUGAUUUGCAAUUACAUAUUUGUAAGCUUUUUUAAUACAGCAGCAGCUAAUCAAGCAUUUAGAAUCCGUUGUUUAUUUAUGUCUUCAGUGUUGAAACAGGACAUCGGAUGGUAUGAUACGCAUGAAACUGGAGAUUUCGCUAGCCGUAUAACUGGGGAUUUAACAAGAAUACAAGAUGGCAUGGGAGAGAAAGUCGGCAUAUGCCUCAGCUUUUUAUCUUCUUCCUUUUUAUGUCUUGGCGUAGGUCUAUAUUACGGAUGGAAACUUGGAUUGGUAAUUCUUGCCAUAUCACCAAUACCAGCAAUCGCUACGGCUGUAGUGGCUAAGAUACAGGCAAACGUUUCUAGAGAAGAAAGUCAGGCCUAUGGUGCAGCAGCUUCUGUAGCUGAAGAAGUAUUAUCAUCUAUUCGAACAGUUUCUGCAUUUGGAGGAGAGAUCAAAGAAAUUCAAAGGUAUGAAAACCGCUUACUUCCUGCUAUGCAAAAAGGUAUCAAAAGGGGACUGUGGACUGCUAUGGGAGCAAGCGUAACUUCGCUUUCCAUAUAUGCAGGAUAUGCUCUUGCUUUUUGGUAUGGUGUUAAGCUUAUUACUGAAGAUUAUGGUAAACAAAACCCCGAAUAUGAUGGUGGAGUUUUAAUUAUUGUAUUUUUCAAUGUUAUGUUUGCGUCAAUGUUUCUUGGACAAACAUCUCCAUAUUUUGAAGCGUUUGCUCUAGCGAAAGGUGCUGCAGCUAAAAUAUUUCACAUUAUUGAAAGGAAACCAGUUAUUGAUAGCAGCUCUGAGGCAGGAUUAAGACCAAGAGCUUUGAGAGGUGUCAUAGCUCUUAGGGAUGUGAACUUUAGUUAUCCAGCUAGAAAAGAUGUGGCAGUAUUAAAAAAUAUGUCACUGGAUGUUGCGCCGGGAGAGACUGUUGCUUUAGUUGGAUCAAGUGGAUGUGGAAAAAGCACCAUCAUUCAACUUGUUCUAAGAUUUUACGAUACUGAUUCAGGAAGUGUUGAGCUUGAUGGCACAGAUGUCAAAGAUUUGAACGUUGGUUGGUUAAGAGACCAUAUAGGUCUCGUUGGACAAGAGCCUGUACUAUUUUCGACAACAAUUUUAGAAAAUAUUAAAUACGGUAAACUAGACGCAACGCAAGAAGAAAUUGAGACAGCUGCCAAAAUUGCUAAUGCGUAUGACUUCAUUGAUGCCUUACCAUUAAAAUACAAUACUCUUGUGGGAGAACGUGGAACUCAGCUGAGUGGAGGUCAGAAACAAAGAAUUGCUAUAGCUCGUGCCUUAAUAAAAAAUCCUAAAAUAUUAUUAUUGGAUGAAGCAACUUCAGCGUUGGAUACUGAAAGUGAAGCUAUAGUUCAAGCUGCUCUAGACCAGGCUCGCAAAGGAAGAACGACAAUUGUUGUUGCACACAGGCUUUCAACGAUUAGAACAGCAGAUAAAAUUGUUGCUUUAUCAGAAGGAAAUGUAAAAGAGACUGGUACACAUGACGAAUUAAUGAAAAGAAAAGGUCUUUAUUAUGAUUUAGUUGUUACACAGGUAAAAGGAUUUCAAAAUUUAUAG
This is a messenger RNA of Parasteatoda tepidariorum (common house spider), 2241 nucleotides long. Its product is annotated as ATP-dependent translocase ABCB1. NCBI's taxonomy places the organism in Eukaryota, Metazoa, Arthropoda, Arachnida, Araneae, Theridiidae. The record is from RefSeq and is a predicted model, not a curated record. Gene Ontology annotation, biological process: oligopeptide export from mitochondrion. Gene Ontology annotation, cellular component: mitochondrial inner membrane. Gene Ontology annotation, molecular function: ABC-type oligopeptide transporter activity; ATP binding; ATP hydrolysis activity.